Trichoderma aggressivum f. europaeum is the source of this 1677-nucleotide messenger RNA. RefSeq lists its product as uncharacterized. The coding region runs from base 1 to 1677 and encodes 558 amino acids. Lineage: Eukaryota; Fungi; Ascomycota; Sordariomycetes; Hypocreales; Hypocreaceae. The transcript has a single exon. The record is from RefSeq and is a predicted model, not a curated record.
AUGCCUUCAAAAACUCUCCCAGUUGUCCAGGUAAAGCCUCUACUUAAAGGCUCUCCCGAAUACGAAGCAGGGCGGGCAGCUGUUCUUGAAGAGUUUGCCGCCAAGGUGCCGGAUAACCUUCGACUUCCUAUUGAGCUCAUCAACAACCCUUCCAAGAAUGUCACCGGCGUUCCCAAAGAAUCUGGUCUUCUGACCCCCGAAGAACUCGCCAUCACUGAGGAAUACGAUGCCACUGCUCUGGCAGGUCUCAUCGCCUCGAAGAAAUUGACCGCGGUAGCUGUCGCUACAGCGUUUUCCAAGAGAGCCAUCAUCGCGCACCAGUUGACAGGCUGUCUGACCGAAUGGUUCAUGGAUGAUGCCAUUAAGCAAGCCAAACGCUUGGAUGAGCAUUUGCAAUCCACGGGAAAGACAAUCGGCCCCCUCCAUGGCGUCCCGCUCAGCGUCAAGGAACACUUGCCUUUGGCCGGCCACUAUUCUAGCAUUGGCCUUUAUGAUACAAGAGUCAAAGACGAACAAGAUUGCCACAUAGUAGCAGCCCUGAGAGAUGCUGGUGCUGUCUUUUACUGCAAAACCAACAUGCCUCAAGGUAUAAUGCAUCUCGACACCUCCUCCUCAUGGGGCCGUACCUUGAAUCCUCACAACAUUCAUCUGUCGGCAGGAGGAUCUACUGGAGGAGAAGCUGCUCUGAUAGCCAUGCGAGGAUCUGUCCUCGGUAUGGGCUCCGAUAUUGGAGGAAGCGUCCGGAAUCCAGCUGCUGCCUGCGGUAUCUAUGGCUUCAAACCCACGUCAUGUGUUGUCCCGAGAAAAGGACUUAUAGCUGGUGGAGCAAUAGCAGAACUCAACAUCUUGACCACCGCCGGUCCCCUGUGUACAUCCCUUAGAGACCUGGACCUCUUCAUGUCCGUAUUACUGGGCUCGAAGCCGUAUCUGGUGGACCCUAGCCUUGUUCCCAUCCCCUGGACCGGUCUCAAAUCUUUACCACAACCUAAGCCUUUGAAGAUUGGAGUCAUGAUGAACGACGGCGUUAUUGUUCCGCAACCACCUGUGAUCCGAGCUCUCAAAUGGGCGGUUGAAAAGCUAAAAGCAUCAAACAACUUCUCCAUCAGGACAUUCGAGCCAUACAACAUGACCAAAGCAAUCAACAACGUCAUCCUCGCAUACUGGCCCGACGGCGGCAACGGCAUAAAGAAGCAUCUCACAGCUUCAGGCGAGCCCCUGCUUCCCUUGACAAAAUUGGUCAUCCAAGCCGCCGAGGGCCCGGAGCUGACGCCGUACCAGAUUCUGGCGCAGCACCGCGAGCGCGACCAGUUCCGCGUCGACUUUGCGCGCCACUGGGAGUCUCAAGAUGUGGAUUUUGUCAUUUGCCCGGCCUUUUUUGGUCCUUCAUGCGAACACGAAAUGUCAUAUUACCCCAACUACACUGCUUUUUGGAACUAUGUCGAUUAUCCCGGUGUGGUGGUGCCCACGCCGAUCAGGGCCGGUAAGAAGGGGGUAGAGGGAUAUGCUGCUGAUGCGCCUGCGCCUUUGACCAAAGAUGAUGAGCACGUACGGCAGAUGUGGGAGGAGGGCGACUUUGAGGGGGCACCGGUAAAUCUGCAGAUUGUAGCGAGGAAGUACCAUGACAAUGACUUGUUUGCGGCGUUGGAGAAGAUGCAGUGGGUUUUGGAGUUGCCAUAG